AAGUGCCUCAACACUUCCUCUUUGAAAGGUCGAUACUCCAAUGGUCUGCUUCAAACCACCGACUAGUCCACAACAAACGGCGAAGAGGAAACCAAGACGGGAAGCUAAGAGGAGAGGCAGGGCAUCUAAUCAUUUCCAGAGGAUCUGCUUGUUUUAAGGGUGAAUUGAGAGCUCACAUCCUUCAGCAACAUGGGGGAACUCUUCAGGAGUGAAGAGAUGACGCUGGCUCAGCUCUUCCUCCAGUCAGAAGCUGCCUACUGUUGUGUCAGUGAACUGGGAGAGAUUGGGAUGGUGCAGUUUCGUGAUCUAAAUCCUGAUGUGAACGUGUUCCAGCGAAAGUUUGUUAAUGAAGUACGGCGAUGUGAAGAGAUGGAUCGCAAACUGAGAUUUGUGGAGAAAGAAAUUAAGAAGGCGAACAUCCCAAUUGUUGACACAGGAGAAAACCCUGAAGUCCCCUUUCCAAGGGACAUGAUCGACCUGGAGGCCACAUUUGAGAAGCUUGAGAAUGAACUGAAGGAAAUAAACACAAACCAAGAGGCACUAAAGAAGAACUUCCUGGAACUUACUGAGCUCAAGCACAUUCUGCGUCGCACACAACAGUUUUUUGAUGAGAUGGAGGACCCCAGUUUACUGGAGGAAUCAUCCAUCCUCCUGGACCCCAGUGAGGUUAACAGGGGGGCUCCUCUCAGACUUGGAUUUGUAGCUGGAGUCAUUGGCAGAGAACGUAUCCCAACAUUUGAGAGGAUGCUGUGGAGGGUUUGCAGAGGAAAUGUGUUUCUAAGGCAGGCAGACAUUGAAGAUCCUCUGGAGGACCCAACUACAGGUGACCAGGUCAACAAGUCUGUCUUCAUCAUCUUCUUCCAGGGAGACCAACUGAAGAAUAGAGUCAAGAAGAUCUGUGAGGGGUUCAGAGCGACCUUGUAUCCAUGUCCAGAAACACCCCAGGAGAGGAAAGAGAUGCUAGCAGGAGUGAAUGCUCGCAUUGAUGACCUGCAAAUGGUGCUGAACCAGACCGAGGAUCACAGGCAGAGAGUCCUGCAGGCCGCAGCCAAGACAGUCAGAGUGUGGUUCAUCAAGGUGAGGAAGAUGAAGGCCAUCUACCACACCCUCAACCUCUGCAACAUUGAUGUCACUCAGAAGUGUCUGAUCGCUGAGGUGUGGUGUCCCGUCUCUGACCUGGACUCCAUCCAGUUUGCCUUGCGCAGGGGGACGGAGAAGAGUGGCUCCACUGUGCCUUCCAUCCUCAAUAGGAUGCAGACCAAGCAGACCCCACCCACCUACAACAAGACGAACAAGUUCACCUCAGGCUUUCAAAACAUUGUGGAUGCCUACGGAAUCGGCAGCUACCGUGAGAUUAACCCUGCACCAUACACCAUCAUCACCUUCCCUUUCCUAUUUGCGGUCAUGUUUGGUGACCUGGGGCACGGGGUACUCAUGACCUGUGCUGCCCUCUACCUUGUGUUGAGAGAGAGCAGGCUGAUGGCCCAGAAGAACGAUAAUGAGAUGUUCAGCAUGGUGUUUGCGGGGCGCUACAUAAUCCUGCUGAUGGGAAUCUUCUCAAUCUACACGGGCAUCAUUUACAACGACUGCUUCUCCAAGUCCCUCAACCUGUUUGGCUCUGGCUGGAGCGUCAGGCCUAUGUUUGAUGCUCGAGUAGGAGGCAACUGGUCGUUUGAGACACUUGACGGCAAUAAAGUUUUGCAGUUGGACCCCACAAUAGACGGAGUGUUUAAAGGGCCAUACCCCAUCGGCAUCGAUCCAAUAUGGAACAUUGCGACCAACAAGUUGACAUUCCUGAACUCCUUCAAGAUGAAGAUGUCCGUUAUCCUGGGAGUCAUCCACAUGCUGUUUGGAGUCACUCUCAGUCUCUUCAACCACCUGUAUUUCCAGAAGCCACUGAAUAUCUACUUGGGAUUUAUCCCAGAGAUUGUCUUCAUGUCCAGUUUGUUUGGCUACCUAGUCAUUCUGAUCUUCUACAAGUGGGUCUCAUACAAUGCUCGUACCUCCAGGGACGCUCCCAGUCUCCUCAUUGCCUUUAUUAACAUGUUCCUCUUCAACUACAAUGACCCCAGUAACAAACCUCUCUACAGAGGACAGAUGGGUGUACAAUCACUCUUGGUGGUCAUAGCCUUGGCAUGUGUUCCCUGUAUGUUAAUAGUGAAAACUCUGGUUCUGCGCAGACAGUACCUUUGGCGGAAACAUUUGGGUACACAGAACUUUGGAGGGAUCCGGGUAGAAAACGGUCCCACUGAGGAUCAGGCUGAAAUCAUCCAGCAUGACCAGCUCUCGCAGCACUCUGAGGAAGAACCUGAGCGUUGCCUUUUGUCACCUGCUUUCAAGGCCCACGAGGAGGAAGAGUUUAACUUUGGGGAUGUGGCAGUGCAUCAGGCAAUCCACACCAUAGAGUACUGCCUGGGCUGUAUCUCAAACACUGCCUCCUAUCUGAGGCUUUGGGCCCUCAGUCUGGCUCAUGCACAGUUGUCAGAGGUGCUGUGGUCCAUGGUGAUGCACAUUGGCCUUUCUAGCAGCAGCCUUGGAGGCUUCAUCCUUCUGGCCAUAGUCUUUUACUUCUUUGCUGUUCUCACAGUUGCCAUUCUCCUCAUUAUGGAGGGCUUGUCAGCCUUCCUGCAUGCACUGAGACUGCACUGGUAAGUUGAGGAAUAGCAUGUGUUAAUUUUUUUUAUGUGUAUAUAUUGCAUUUACUUGAUACUAUGAUUUUUCUAGCUCUUAAAAUUAACUAAUCACAGUUUCAUGAGCUACAUUGUUCAAGCUUAUAACAAAUGUUCAGUUUUUAUUUGUAUGAAAUGUGUGCUGAUUCAACUAUUUUAAUAACAGGUUAAUAUUGGUGUGUAUUGAAUUGCGUUAUAACAAAAUGUGUUAAAGAUGAGGACUCAACAGCCAAAUGAUUGUAAGCUAUAGGUAUAGCUCCAUCUGCAGGCUAAAACCUUUUUUAACUUUACUAAUUGUCUGUGGCUGCACAAAAAAAUGUACCAAUGAGAGUUUGUCACUGAUAUAACAUAUUGGUCACUAUUUCUUUCAAUUUGAGGAAUUGGAACCAAAAUAUAGAUUAUGUAGCUAUAAUAUCUAAAUGUUCCAACCUUUGUUGGAGGCACUGCUGCCAGUAACCAGCAGUCACAGUGUGCCAGUCAACCAAGGUGUGUCCCAAUUAGAAAUCGACAAAUUGUGGUUCCCUUUCAGACACACUCUUCCCUGUCCUGUGACCUAAAUCAUGUCUGGCUCUUGCCAGUGUUGUGUUUUCCAUUUAUGCUGCAUGUGUGGCGUGCGGAGCAGUCCGUGACUCCUUAGUAUGGUACAGACAAGCUCUGUUGUCCCCUCAUCAUUGUCUUUGUCUGGCUUCCCUGAAUGUCAUCCUGGUCUCAUAAUCCACUGGCACAUUUACAGAGCGUGCCUGUGCUAGAGCCACUCUUCUCUAUAAUUGUCCUUCACACAGGAAUGCUGGGUGACUCAGCUUUCACUAAAUGGCCUUCGGGGACAAUCAGGUGCAAUUUUGAGCACAUGGAGGCUUCUAAUAAAACAACAACUGUGAUAUUUUAUUUCCAGUGGUUCUGGAAACUAUUGAAUAUAGUCAUGUGAUUUCCCAGGUCGGUUGACCAAAGUAGAGGUGGAAAAAAAAAGGACAUGCUUGUUGACCUUCCACUUUUAUGUGGUUAUCUGUCUAGAGAUUCUUGCAGUUGCUGAGAUAUCUUAACCAUCUUACAGCAUAUGCACCAGUUACCUAAAACAGUCGUAAGAUAGCGCUUAUAAUUUUAAAAUGAUACAAGUAUGAAUGAAAUCAAAGGAUACCAAGAUAUUUAGGCUUGAGGAUCCCUUCAAGUCUUUUUAUCUUUGGUAUCCAUUUUGAUUUCAUUUUCAACACUGGUACAUUCUCAGAGCAUUUUCGCAAGAUAAAGUGCAGGAAGUUAUGUACAGUACAGACAGACUGUGGAAUGGCAAGUAUUUGUGGGUCCUCAGUUAAAAGGUCAUCCAGCCAUCACUUAACGCUGGCCUUUUAAAAAUAGCGCAUGAUCAUUUUCCAGAAGGGAAGAGGGCUUAGGUAACUGGCCUUAGGACUGGGUCCAGGCACAAAGAUGUAGACAUGAGUGGGUGCAGGUCGGGUGCAGACUGUGGAAUGAAGAGCAGGGGUCACCAGCCACGACUGCUCUGCUCAGCACUACCCGACCUGACAGUCAUCAUCGCUAUGUGCCUGACUGUGUUUUUGUGUUAACAGACUUCCUGGUCAUUGUUUUUUGAUUGGAUCUUUAUUUUCUUUGCAGGGUGGAGUUUCCAAAACAAGUUUUACUCAGGCCAGGGCUUCAAGUUCCUCCCUUUCACCUUCGAAAGCAUCUUGGAUGGGAGGUUUGAAGACUGAGAUCUGACAACUCUUCUUCUUCUAUUAAUGUCACUCAUCUAUUGAGUGGUGUGGUGUUGAAUAGUGAUUUUUGAGUUUUCCAAUAUCCUGGGUGUUACCACAAAGUCAUGAGUGACCCUCCACAAGAUUAUCUAUCAGACUUUUCAACUUAUCAUUUUCAGAAUCAUUAUCUAAAUCUGGAACAUCUACUCAGAAAUUACUAUUCAUUCAUUCCAGAGAAAAAUAGCAUUAACUAUAAUCUGUUUUGUGUCUUGUCUUGGUGAAGUCAUUUUGUCUUAUCUGUCUUUUAUUUAGUUUAAUAUUAUUUAUGCAAAUUCUUAUAAAACCCGCAUUUUUCCUAUGGGGGAGUGUUGCAAUACCGAUCAUUAUAAACAAAUCUGCAAAUUUCUUGACUGAUGAUGCUGAUAAAUGCUUAUUCAGAGUCAAGUGACAGAAGGUCUUUUCCACACUGUUGUAUCCAGAUUGUCACUUUCUCUUUGUAUUGGCAUUAUUCUUCAGCAACAAUCAACAUCUUGUGCACUGAGCUCAUCUGUUUUAUUUAAAAAAAAACACACACUCAUGUUGCACUAGCAGAUGCCUCUCUUACAGUGCAUCCUGACCUCUGACAUAGAGCUAUAAAGGUCUAAAGGGAAUUCAAUUAAUCCUUCAUCAGGAUGUCAGUCAGAUCUUUGAAAAUGAAGAUGAACAGUUUAAUCUUGCGUUGUGCUCUGACAUUACUACAGAUCUGGAGAGAAAGAAGGGGAAUCUGUACAUAGAUGUUCUGUAGCAAUCAAACAUGCUAAAAUGAUUUGACAUUAUCAGUAUUGCUGAUUUUUGUUCCUCGUCUAAAUUUCAUUUGUAUGUUUAACAUUUAAAAUGUUUUCCUCACACUUAGUAAGAGUGGCAUACAGCAGGCAUGUUCAAAUAGAUGGUUGGGCACCCGCAUUAAUUGUACAUCUCUGUCAAUAAAGUGGAAAGAGCUGGUUUAA
Messenger RNA from Lates calcarifer (barramundi perch), 5337 nucleotides. It is a transcript of the gene atp6v0a1a, whose product is annotated as ATPase H+ transporting V0 subunit a1a. The transcript is spliced from 21 exons. Gene Ontology annotation, cellular component: vacuolar proton-transporting V-type ATPase complex; plasma membrane; vacuolar proton-transporting V-type ATPase, V0 domain. Lineage: Eukaryota; Metazoa; Chordata; Actinopteri; Centropomidae. Gene Ontology annotation, molecular function: proton-transporting ATPase activity, rotational mechanism; ATPase binding. Bases 190 to 2652 code for a protein of 820 amino acids. Gene Ontology annotation, biological process: proton transmembrane transport; vacuolar acidification. The record is from RefSeq and is a predicted model, not a curated record.